Porites lobata is the source of this 12722-nucleotide messenger RNA. The record is from the annotation of a GenBank genome assembly. Lineage: Eukaryota; Metazoa; Cnidaria; Anthozoa; Scleractinia; Poritidae.
CGGAGAGAGACUGAGGACUAGUCCGUUGAAAGGCAAUGGCGUACAAUGUAACGUACAAUGGCGACGAAUUGUAGUGUUGCAGAGAUUUCAGCUCCACCUUGGAUCGCAGAAUUUUUCCACUCUUUUCAGCAUCGUAAUUUUGAUUUCCAGAAUGUUUCGUCGGUUUUCGCUCCCACGAUUCCCGAUUACCAACAGGUUGGUAUGCAUAAGGUCGAAAAAUUGUAUUUUUAUACAUUUCUGGUGUGGAUCGAUAUCUGUUGCUAAUAUCUUCAAGUGUCUUUGAAUAAGAUGCUUUACAUUUUUUAUGGAUUGCAUUGAAACUAACAGCCAUUAAAAUGGUUGCAGUAUAAUGUGUCUCUGUAAAAUCGUCAUAGUGAGGUUUUUUUUGUAGAUCACAGACUUCACACACGCAUUACGUACAGCUCUUUUUUUGGCAUGCAGCAAAAAAUUGAGCAACUUCAGAAUAACCCGCCACUUAUAGGAACGCUUUAACACAAUAGGCAAUUUUGUUAUUCAACGAGAUGAUAAAUAGUGGCAGGAUAUUCUGAAGUUCAGCAAUAAAUUUCGCCCUACUGACCUGUUCUAAGUGUUUUUUAUUGCGUGGCUCACAAAAUGUUCGAAACUUAAAAAACUGAUCGAGUCAUUUCCUGGCCAAAGUAUUAAUAAUUAUUUUCAAUAUUUCUCUUUCUUUUAUUCAUUGACAGGCCUUAUUCCUCUUUGCCGCAGUUCCGUGUCUGUUUGCUGGCCUAGUGUUUCUCAUUUUCUGUGUCCAUUUCAUAGCUAGCUGGUGUUCCUGUGACAAACAGCAUAAGCCAUCAGCCAAGUGUGUGAAAUUCCUUAGAUGUGUUGUUCUUUUAGUAUCAGUUUUGUGCAGGUUAGUGAUCAUUCUAUGUCAAUAGUAACGAUGAUGUAAUUUAUAUAGUAAAUAUUUAUCUCACUGUUGUCCACAUAGCCUGCGCCACAGAUAAGACUAAACUCUGGUCAAGUCCAUCUGCAAAACAGUGCUGGAAUCAUUUUUCUGGGUCCCACCUGUGUUCCCAGACUUGAGUACUUGCCAUGAUUGGCCUGUUAGAAAAGCCAUCGUCAUUUUGCCAAUCAGGAUGAAAGGAAAUUCAAAAUGCAUUUCUGGUAAUUAAUUUGUUGAAUCCCUUGGGGGACCAGAACAAGGAUAUUGGUGCUGCUUUGCAGACGUUACCAACCCAGGUUAAAUUAUGUCUGUGACACAGGUUAUUGUCCACACAAUCUCACAAAUCUGUGAUUUGAACAGUAAAACUGUGAGGACCUUCUACAGUGUUACACUGUAUGUAAAUACAAUUCAGAGAGGUACAGUUGAACCCUGCUUUAUGGACACCCACCUAUUAUGGGCAUCUCAUUAUUACAGAGAGUUUUCUUAGUCCAUGGAGAAAGCCCUUGCAUUUUCUCUAAAUUCAACCCACCUAGUAAGGACACCCAUUAAUUUAAACAAUGGAAAUUUGUUUUUUGUGAAAUCAUCAGAUUCUCAUAAAGAUACAACCUCACUAAUGUUGAGAUGCUUUAAUGUCGACUGUGUGCUGUAAUAAACCUUUCCUUUCUCGAGGUAAAUAAUGCUGUUGUGCAAUCAGCACCUCGCCCAUCAUUUUACUUGUCAUGCAAGAGUUUCUCCUUGCAUCUGUAACAUAUCCAUCCCAACAGGGAUCUCUUGAUUUUCAUUUUUUUGGCUCAGAUAUGCCUCAUUCAUUGUUGAAGGAGUUGCUGGAAUAUAUAUUAAAUUUAUCCUUCAGUGGAACAAUGUGAAUAAACAAUAUAUUAACUGCAAUCCUUGUCUUUUUCUGUUUCAGUGGAUUUGUCAUUGCAGCCUUUGUAUUUAAUGAUACAGCAGAUGAAGGUGUAAAAGGAGUUUUGACAGCUGGCCACAAUGCCAAUAACACACUGUUAGAAAUCCAGUCAAAGGUAGUUUAGUACCCUUGACAUUUUGUCUGUCUUUUGAAUAUACUAGCUUAUUUUUAUCUGUUGAAACCUCCUAACUACUGAAAAAGGAAAACAUUUUAGUGAAAUUACAGGGAUGUAGUGAAGGACAAGCCAAGCAGGCUUUUUUAUUAGUCCAGAUAGCUUUUGUACUUAACUGUACCUUCAAAAUCACUCCAUGUCUUUCUUUCCCAAAGCAAUUUGAGUCGGUGGUAAGUAGUCUUUUUCAGCCAAUGAACAAGCCGGCUGCAGCAGGCUCUUAAGCUGAUGUUACACAAGACAAUAAUAUUAUUCAUAACAAUGAUUUUUAGCGCAACACAGUGUCGCAACAUUGUUGCAACAUUGUUUGGAAUGGCUACAACAUUGUUCCAACAUUACAAUACUGUGUUGCUAAAAAUUGUUGUUGCGAAUUGUGCUGCGUAACAUGGCCCUUAGUGUUAUCCCUGAGAUUAUGUUACAUGACACUAGAUAUCAAAUUUGGUGAUAUGAAUAAAGAUCCCCCCAAAAUAAAACAAAAUAUGUUACUUAGGGUAAUACUUACGGUAACAUUAAAAUCAACUUUUGUUUUUUUCAUUUAUUCAGCGAUGUGUUAUUUCAAAAAAUUUCUUAUUUUGUGAACAUUAUUUUUGUCUUGUCAAUACACUCCGUUCAGUGUACACAACUUAGCUCAGACCAUAUAACUUGAUUGUAGAAGGCAAAAAAAAAUCAGUAAAAAAAAUUAAGGCAAAGUGUAAGUUGAUAUUAUUUAAAGCUGUUUAGUUUAUGACAAUGUUAUCUCAGCAAUAACUGUAACAUCCUAAGAUAAAUUCUUAUAAGCUCAGAAGAGCUUAGUAGAACUCCAACCUUAACAGUUUUUUAGAGUUAUUUUUUAAAAAAAAUAUGCUCAACAUAUAAUAAUAUUUAAGAAUUAACAUUAGACCACCAGGCAGUGUUUUCAGAAGAAAGUAGUUUUCCAGUGAUAAUGCAUUUUUCUUGUGUAGGUUAAUUCUAUCAAGGAUGACCUUGUGGAUCUGGAUAGUAACAUUAUUGACGUACAGAACUGUCAUGGCGUGACUGAUGCCGCACAAGCAUUGAUUCAUGAAAUUAGGGAAUAUAUUGGAGAUGUUAUUACUACCAUUGUGAAAAUCAAGAAAGUCAGUAUACCACCUUAUGGGGAUUAUGUUGAGGACAUUGAGUAUUAUAGGUAAUAAUAAAGAGCAUAUGAAAUUCAUCUGAUUAGAGGAUUUAGUAGAGCCAAUGAUUCAUUAGGUAAGACGAGGCGUUAGGUCCUUGAAAAAUUUAUCUCGGGCUGUGCCCUAAAACUUCAACUGCUACAGUCUUUGGUCUUUACUGUAGUAGGCAAGUUUUUUUUAUCUGUUUUAAAACAGAAACCAAACCAAAGUAACCUUAUUUAAUUAGGAUGACCCUUGACAAUAAAGUCGUUUGUCAGUUCGUGGGUUAGUCAGAUAUCAGUCUGCCCAUCCAUCGGUCAAUCCGAGGGGCUGGUAGUGGGGGGUGGGGGGGGUGGUUGAGGGGCUACUCACUUGAAAGAACGGAUGUGGCCCUCUAACCAUCCCCUGCUAGUUGGAGACACUUUCAAGAUCAAAUUUGGAAUUUUGAUGUUUAAAGACAGAGGAAACUGGAAAACCCAGAGAAAAACCUCUUGGAGCAGAGAGGAGAACCAACAAUAAACUCAUCCCACAUAAUGGUGUCAAUGCAGGAAUUUAAACCCAGGUCACAUUAGUAGAAGGUGCUGCCCAAAGGUUCUGCCACUCGUGGAAUCCUAAAUACAUUAUCCUUUACUUUCAGUAUGUUUGUUUCCAUAGUUCCAACUCUAUAACCCUUUCAGAUUUGAAUGUUUAGCCAAGUGCUACUACUUUUCUCUCCCACGCAGACAAGACAUUAGUGUAUGCUUUUAUGACAUACCUCUAAUAUACACACACAAGCAACCCUUCUUCCUUCAUUAGUUUAGCUUGUCAUGCUUCAAAUCAGCUGUGAGGAGUUACUUGUGCUACAUAUCCUUGAGAUUCAUGGAAGGAGUGCAGCUAGUUGAAGUAACUUUCACUCUGGUUAACGGGAGAAGGGGCAAGUGCCUGGGAAGUAAAUAUUUUGUCGCAAUUCUUGCCUUAGUUCUUUCAUCACACAACUCAGUGUGUUUUUUAUCAGUACAGUUGCUCAAGGAUCAAACGUGACAACCCUGUUAUGCCACAAAAUUUAAUAAUUGCCACAAAAUCUAAUAAGAAUUGCUGCAAACUGUAAUAGCAUUAAUAAAAUUUUCAAGUAAAAUGUAACAACUUUUCUAAUGCCUAAUAACACAAGAUGCAAUUUAAUUUUGGAAUGACAUGCAUGGUGUUUUGAAAUCAGUAUUGUGACUCAGUAAUCAGUGGCAGAUCCAGGACUUUAAUUAAAUCAUAAGUAAGUUAUUAUUAUAAACUAUUAUUAUUAUUAUUAGAAAUGAAAUAACAGUUACAUGCAGUAAUUAUUAUAUUUUGUGGCAUAUCAAACCCUUUGACUUUCAGCACAAAGAAUUUAAACAUUCUCAGUCUAUGCUUACCAUUAACUUUUUCUUUGUCCCUGUAGAUGGUGGGUUACAUUUGGUACAAUGUGUUUGAAUACACUCACAAGUUUGUUGAUGAUCUAUGCCAUUUUAAGAGGAAGUAGAUGUGGAUGUAUUCUGUAAGUUUUUAUAUGUUCUUACUACAUAUCCAUGUUUUAUGCGCACUUUUCUUGGAAUAAUUAAGUGUAAGCAGUUUUGUUGGACUUGACUGUCUCUCUUACUAAACUCUAACUUCCACUGACAUAGUUAAUUUUAGCUCUGACAAGGAAAAUAUUGAGCAUAUGAUUAUAACUGGAUUUUUGAAACCUGAGUUAGCAAAAAAAAAAUCAACUCAUUCUACUACUUGACUAUUUAAAACAAUAAAAAACCAUUCAAAGGCCAAUUAAAAUCAUUUAUCUGAUGCGGGGGUAGUAAGUCAGUGGUCCCAAGAAGCAUUUCAGUGAGUCCAGAUUUAAAGUGAUGCAAAUUUUAGAACAUUUUAUUCAGUGAUGUGACUCCGUGAAGUUUCAAACUGGUGUCAUUUGAGUCUAGAAAUUUUUAAGUUGAGUGAAAUGCAGCCAAAAAGUGUCUGGUUAAGGCUUACACAACAACUUAAAUAGUUAGCAAAAGUCUAUUUUUUUCACUGUCUGAAUUUUGCGUGGAAUAGACAACAAACUGAGUGAAACAUAGUGCACAAAUUUUCACCUUCUUAUCUGCAAAAACUGUCAAGAGCCUGCUGAAACUAGACCUAGUUCCAAUUUUCCUGAGUCAAGAAUAAUUGGUUUUCCAAGGCACAAUCAGCUAAGCUAAACAGUAACGAAAUGUUUUUAUGGCUGGCACAGAAUAUUUUGGUGCAACAGCUCAACCACGCGACCAAAUACCUGAGUUCUGCCUGUCAGCACCAUGCAGGAAUCACACAGUCACACACUUACCUGGCACUGAUAUAACCAUCCACCAAAUUUAACAAAAGUGAAAUAUCAUUGAAUAACUCAGAAAAACUCAGCCUAUUGCAGAUAAACACCUCUAGAUUUUUCUGUUACACUCGUCAUUAUUCAAGUUCCCAGAUGCACAGUCACACGGUCGGCAUAUCAUAUUAACUUUGUCCCAUCUCAGAGCUUUACAUGAUGCUCUCCAGUAAACUUUUCUCAAGGUGACCGAUAACGAAAUAUGAACUGCUAAACGACACCAAAGCCAGCUUUAGGUGCACACUGAUUUCAAGUAACUGUCACUUGUGUUAGACAGGGAAUUCUGGGUAGGGACAGAAAAACACCCUCUAUGAAGGGAGGAAGGACGGUUUAGAAAGAGCACGAAUUCGGGAAAUUUCCUCUACAGCCACUUCUACACAAAUCCCUAACCACAAAACAACCAAAAAAAAAAAUGACAUGAGCAAACAACACAGUAAACAAGCCAAGACAGGGGAAGUUGAGAGAAAUUACAAAGUGUUUGCUAACCCAGUUUUCAUAAAUCCAGGUAGAAUUAUUCCCAGUUUUAAUUAAAAAAGUGUAAGAUCAAGCCACAGUUUAAAUGCUGUUUGAUUUUUGUUGUCCUCAUAUUUUACUCCAGCUUUCCAGCAGCUCUUUCAGUUUGUGGCUUUAAAUUUGUAUGUAUUAUACAGGGUGCAAAGAAAAUCAAUUUUACAGCUUGCCAUUUGGGCAAGCUGAAGCUACCAUUUACUAGCCCAGACGUCAUUUCAUCUUACCUCAAAAGCUUCGUUAUGAGCAGAACUGGCUGAUUUCACAGUUCUUCUGUUAUUCGAAUUCCUCAAAAAACAUCACUUGCCCUUCGGGCAAGUUAAAAGCAGGAUUCACUAGCCCAAUAGCAAAAUCCACGAGCCCCGGGCUAUCAAACACUACUUUCUUUGCAUGCUGGUUAUAGUUUCUUAGGAAGUUAUUGAUAGAUCUGUUUUCUUUUCAUGUCAUUAUUAGACCGUAGAAAAUUGGCCACCACUUUACCUUUUGUUUGGACUUUGACAUGCCUAUAACCGCUGAACAAUGUGAUUGCUUUUACUUAAUACUUUUUACUUUAAUGCUUUUACUUAGAGCUAUUUUAGGUGGAACAUUCAGUCUUGCCUUGGUCUGGUCAGGUGUUGGCGUCGAUUUGGCUGUUGCAGUCGUAAGUAUUUUUGUUUAUUGAUUUUUGGGACUUGAUCGAUGAGUUUAUGUGGUCGGCAUUUCCAAACUCAUAAACAUUUGUUUUUGUUUUCCUAUGUUGCCUUUUUUAAGGGGAUGUCUGAUCUUUGUGUUAAUCCUAAAGAAACUGUGUACUUUUACAUCAAGGAUCAGUCCACGUUACAAAAGACUGGUAAGGGUAAUAACAUUAAAUUAUUAUUUUAUAUUAUAUACCAGUAUAAUUGUUAUAUUAUGUUAUAAUGAAUGAUAUCUUUUAUUCAGGCACUGAUAACAAAAUUUUAAUUUGCUAGUUUAAAACAUAAUUUUUUGACAUAUUAAGCCAUCAAGAAGCUGUGGAACAGAGUGGAAAUCUCUUUUUUGCCUUUUUACAUGCCUAUUCAUGAUUUGAUUUAUUUUAAUACUUUAUUGUAAUUAUGAGUAUUUUUGGCUACUCAUGAUCUGGAUUUAAAUUCUUAGUUAGCAUUAUUGGAAACCCUGUGCUUGUUGCAAGCUAUGUUCUAGCUACAUGAUUGCUUAAUGUAACAUUGGUACCUUAUUCAUAGAGUUUUUAAAUUAUAUGCACAUUAUAAAUUGUCAUUUAUCUUUCCCUAGCUUUAAGGUGUAAAUUUUUAUUUUACAGUAGUUUCGUCUCUCUAAACAAGCUUAAAGCAAAAUAACUUUCAAACUGAACUUCAUCAUUAAUUUUCAUGUCCUAUUUAAGUUUUCUAUUAUAAUAUAUAAAUUAUUUUACAGGAAUUGUUAAGUACUAUAUGGAUUGUCCUCCUGGUGAAAUAAAUCCUUAUCAAAAGGUCAGUCAAGUGUUAAUUUACAUAGUAACUUUAUUUAUUUUAGUAGUAAUAGAAUACUGGCUCGUGGUUGCCGUUAAUGCAAGUACUUUUCUAUUUAACAAUCAACAAAAUAGCUCUUUAUUCAUUUGGCUAUUUGUAGCUGACACAUGCAAUAAGUGUACGUAUAAACUCUAGGGAGUUUUAGGCGUGAGAGAAACGUGAGGGUCAUGGUGCGUGAGGCGCCGUGGCAUGCCCUCCCUCCUCACCCCUAAAACUCCCUUUCCCUUCCCUUUCAAAUGCCUGCCACGCAGGCUAGUGUAAACUCUUGACGUCCCACUUAUUACAUUAUGCUAGACUACAUGUCUCUUUUACGUAACACUUCUUCAUUCAUUCAUUCAUCAGCAUUCAUUUGUUCACCUGUUACCCCGUUCACUUAUUGACUCUUUCAUUCAGCCUUUUAUUCCCAUAAUAUUUAUUAUUGGUCAGUCAGUCAGUUAUUCAUUUAUUUGGCCUCAAACAUGAGCCACCUGGGUUAAUCAAACUUAAAAGAAACUUUAUUGAUUCAAGAUUUAAAACCUGCGUUAAAUGAAAUUGUUGGCAGUGAAAAACGUUUUCUCAACUAGCAUCAUAUAUUAUAAUUACCUGCAGACUUCAAAUUGAAUCUGUUACGUCAUUUGUUGUCAUCAGUCAUUGUUUUUACCUGUUUAUUAUGUUCCAGUCCUUUUCUAGAUGUUUAAAUUUUACUGUUAUCUUUUUGACCGUCACUUCUGAAGAUGUAUAACCUGAGAUCAGGCUCUAUUUUUGUUUCGCUUUGAAAAUUACAGCCGUUAGAGAGAAUGUAUGAGACCGCUAAAAUUGGGCCUGAUCUCAGGUUAGAAGAUUUAUGUUGUUACAUACAAAACAUCAAGUCUUUAAAAUCUUAGUUUUUUGCAACAUGCGUUGUUUCAUCAUGUUUGUUACUGCAGUUUGUGUUUAAUGUUUACUCAAGUUGAAAGGCCGAAGAAUAGGAGUGUUUAAAUAGUUUCUCUGGGAUAACGUUUUUUUUGUUUUUGUUGUUUUUUCCUGAUUUAGCAUGCUGAUAAAGCCAGCGAAGUUUUAAACGAAACUUUGACUGUAUUUUCAAGGUUAAUGCAUUUGGUAAGGAAAGUUAAAAAUAUCUAUGGAGCUAGAUUAGUUUGGCAGCAAUUUUGUUUUAAGCUCCACUGUUGUAUUCUGAUAAAAUCAAAGGCUCCUAUAAUCCAUCCCUGUGAACUUAUAGUGAAAAAGACAAAGAGAACAGAAAAUGGUUAAGAAAAAAAUGGCCUUUAUAGCCUCAAUCUUACAUUGCAAAUCUGAGGACUUAGCAGGACAUACCAAAAUGAAUAAAUAAAUAAGUAACCUUCGUAAUUGCUCCCAGAGAAGUUAACCGCCAUUCGAGUGACAAGGCUAUAGAAAGUUAAAACCAACACUUUACACUUGACCUAUGAAAUUGCCCCUCAAUUAAUGUAAUUGAAAGAUUGCCAGCUCUUUUUACCUAAUAAUCCAAACAAAAGGAUUAGUAAGAGAAAGAAAAGUUUUGUGGUUUUGAAUGCGCUCACUAUUGCUCACUUGCGGCUUUGUGGAGUCUAAAACAAGUUGGCUCUACCUUGGGUUUCAAACUUUUGAUAAAACACCCCUGAUCGUUUUUUUCACACUACCUAAAAUGUUUUAACCUGGUGUUCUUUUAUUUGUGUGUUGACAGGGAUUGAAGUUAACAGAGGAUUGUCAAGAGGAACUUUUAGGCUGCUAUGAUGACCUGAAACAGACACAAACAAGCCUUUCGGUUAUCAUGAAAAACUUGAAUUGUACAUAUACACAUCAGGUUAGUAGAAAACAGCAAUGUUCAGACACGUUCACUUGGUCGUCCUGGGCUAAUCUCCCGCCCGCACUGAUUUUAAAGCCAAUUGGGUGCGGAACAUUCAGUGGAAUAGGCGGGGUUUGAUUUUGAGUUUCUUGGUCCUUAGAUAGAAUAUUCUUUUUGGUAUUGUGGUCGUACCACAGAAAUAACUUGAAAGUGGGAGAUUUCUUUUGUCUGUGAGAAUCUGAUUCAUGGAACAAAAAUGCUGGUUCAGAAUGCUAGUUGGUAUUCUUUACUCAUACUUUUUUGUUGCUUUUCAUACAGCAAUUUGAGAGUGCUCGGUGUUUCAUAUGCAGUUAUAUUGUGUAAGUAAUCCUCUUAAUUGUGGUUCGUUCUAGACGAAAAUGAAACGGAAUCGUAAUUACCAAGAACCUUUGGGGAGUAUUUUUGAAUUUUGUCAAGAAUUUAUAUUAUUCGUAUCAAACAGUCUACCUAGUGUUUCAUCCUAUCUGCAGUCACCUGGAAGUCGACCUUAACUAACUCGGCCGCGCUUUGAAUUUACAGUCUAUAGUUUGGUGUCUGAAUAUCGUGUUUUUAAAAUAUCUUACCUCGUUCUUUUGGACACAUCCCAACUUUAUAAGUCUAUUUGAAUUUAAAUGUAUUUUUCUCAUUUUUCUGUUUGGCCCUUCUGUGUUCUCCAAAUAACUCUCUUCUCCUUGACGGGUAAAUUUGCCUGCGUGAAAUAUGUCAGCCGAGCGAAAACUGGGUCGGAGAUAGAAAGAUGAAGCUCCUCCCCAGGCUCCCCUCGGCUCGUUUCCUCUGUCCAAUCACAACAAGCCUGUCCGUUUACUUUAGUUCGCUUACCCGACUGCAAUCUAUUGGAAAUACUGUGUUUCUGUCACUACAGGCCAGGCAUGGCUGAACUGCUGUUGAUGACCCUGAUCAUUGGCUGUUUACUGAUCAUAAAUCUCACUUUAGUGCUGCCCAUUUAUCUCAGGUAAGUUGCAGGUUGUUGACCUUUCUGGAAUAGUACGAGGUGUACAUACCCUGCUGGGGUGUCAUAGACUUUUCAUGCGAGGUUUCGGGUGGCGUCGGCCUUCGGCCGACUCCCGAAGCAUCUUGCCGCGUGGUGUUCAGUAAUUGGCACAACAGUCUGACAAUUCUAUUGAUACAACUGUAUUAAACUGAAUAUACUUUUUUUUAUUAGAAUUCCAAAACAUCGAAGACGAGGAAGUAUUUUAGACAUGUGUGGGUAAGAACAAUUUGUUAAACCACGGGCUGCACAGGCUUACCAGCUCCUUUUCUGGUUACGAAUGGAACAUCUCAAUGCGAGUUUUCAGCAGAUGAAAAUAAACUGUUGCAAACGCUCAAAAAUAACAAGUGAUUCAGCUUUGUUUCAAGUACUACGUUGCCAACAGUCUUGACGCUUACAACGACUUAGUACCAGUUCUCUUUUGUCCCUUCACGGAAGAAUUUAUUUCUCUUUAAUUUUUAUUUUGCAACUCAAUGCACUCACACUGCAUGCUUGAGAUCUGUAGUUUUGUUUUCUUUGAAGUUAGGGUAUCAACAAACCUUUCUGAUGGUACCGUAGUAAAGUAUGAUUAAACAUUAACUGUAUACUCCGCGCUAUAUCGUCAAGCCAAGAGAAAAAGAUCAUUAGCCAGCCAAGCUAAGGAAAAACGUCCCCCUAAAGAUAUAAAACUUGCACUUACCUUACGUGAUUGGUCAUGUUUAAAAUAGCUAAGUUUAAGAAGGUACUUCUUCUUCCCUUGCAGCUCAGAUUCACCCAUUGGAACUCCUUACCAGUCCAUUUCGGACGAUAACAACAGAGUGGAGACUGUUCCCCUCAUUCCCAGUGCUCCUCCGGUGACUACGGUACUACUUUGUUUUUGGUUGCUUUAGUUAAAAGAAUCCUUCAGAAUUAUGUGAUGUUCGUUCUCCAUUAAAUAACUUCAGUAGUACCUUAGUUCAACGGAACUAGUUGGCACACAAAGUUACUAAACCAUAGUUAUUGUCAGUUUUACAAAAGAUAGGCUAUACUUUCCGUAACUUUGUUUUAUCAUUCAAACAGUAUCUUUAUUUCGCUUUUGUUGUUGUUUAUUUGUUUGUCUUUGUAUUUGUUGGCGAAACUCGGAGCUGCCGUUGUCCCCCUAAGACGUUAUCCAAACUUUGUAUGAUCAGAGCAUUUUUCGCAUGAUAGCAGUUUUUCACUUAUGUGCAUUUGCAUACCAUUCUACGUACGCAGUUAAGUAAAAUAAAGUAGUUAACUUUAAUUGUGACGCAAAUAGCUCUUAACCAAUCAAAACCUCGGGAAAAUGAUUUUUAAGAUAAACACAUUGUUUCCACGAGAAAUUGUUUAAAACUUCUAUUUUAUUUGCUUUAGUACAACUCGACAAACCAUCGAUUAUCAGCGGAAUUUCAUUCAUGCGAGGAGUCAGGAAGAAUAGGAUUCUACAGUUACGGAGGUACUCCCCCAGUCCCUCCUCAGGGACCCUCUGCUGCCACCACUCCGGUGGUGAAUUCUGGACGUUCCAAUCCCAGCAUUCCUAGCACAAGGGGUCCGAUCACCAGCAUGGCGUUUUAAACACGAAAGAAUCAAAUGGUGAAUUUAUUCAGGCUAUGAUUUAUUUAUUGUACGUACUUGUGUUACUGAUCAAGCGCGACCCUGCACCUUAAAUUACAGGUGAAAAAAUAAUAAUUACAAUAAUAAUAAUUUUUUAUAAAAAUAAAUCGUUAUGAACAAUAAGAAAUGUUGAAACCGUCAGAGUUGAAAGCAGUGUCAGUUGGAAAUUCUGGGCAUUUUAAAAAGUAGCGGGCUUAAGCUUAGGCAACAACGACUGCGACGGCAACGCGAACGUCAAAAAUCAAUAGGUUUAAUAAGCAAAACAACAAUUCUGCGCUUGCAUUACCCUGAUUAAUGUAUUUGCCGUAACUAGACAAGAACGAAGUGAAAUUUCCUAUUUUCACAUUUAAUGGAUGAUGUAAACAAAGGGGGACGAUUUUCUUUUACUGAACCUGAAUACUAUCUUUAGAACCUUAAUUCAGUCCAGAAAAAUUCGUCAACAUCGACAAAUUGAUUGAGAUAAAAUUAAAAUGAUGAAGUUUGAAAAAGCACGAAUUAGCAUUUCACUGACGCUUUUGCUGCCGUCGUCGUUGUGUUUUUGUAGGCUCCCUACUAUUACUCCGACUCAGGAGAUCAAGUCGGAACUUUAAAUUAUUCUUUCAGCUACUCUCAGUACUUUUCUUACACUAAAACUUCAGGGGCGCUUACAAGACCUUCAGUAUCGCGCUAAUUUGUUCAGGGCAUGAAGAGAGGUGAUAUGUAGUCUUUAGAGCGCUUUCCGGCAUUCAACCAAAACUUUCGAAAACUUGGAAACAGCGGAACAAAUGUUUCGAGAAUUUGGGUAUGCCUCGCGAGGUUGUCCUCUGUUUGGAAAAUUUUGAACAAUGCUGUUCCAUUCGCCACUGGCAGUUGCCGAAAAUUCAAAGCGGACGUUUUGGUUUGAAUGGAAGGUGCCCUUAAGGUACGGAAAAACGGGCGACAAAAGACA